UUCGACACUAACCAAUGUUUAUCUAAUCACGCCACUUCCUCUGGCACCUGGCUCAAAAGAUUAAAGCCUUAUCUUGCCUUGGAUCAAUUCGAUGGAUACGCACAAGCGAACCUAGGAGGCGUAGAUGGGACGAGAUUGAGGUUAGGUUGUUACUUGAGCUCCAAGUGAAAGAUUUUCUGACGGGGAUUAACCGCUUGCAGUCACCUCCGGUGCAUUUCAUUAUUUUUUUACUGACUUCCCAGCAAAUGGAGUUUGAAUGGGUUCUCCACGAGGAAGUGCAUUCCUCGCUGUCCCAGCUGCGCAACAUUCUAAUGGAAUGUGCGCAGAGGUUCCCGCUGGCCUUAUUCGGGAACGAUCAACAGAACAAGACGGACAGAUUUGUGUUUACGGCUCCUCACGAUCAAGUCAAAUGUGUGGUUGUACUUACAGGUGACAGCAUUACGAAUGCGGAAGUCAACUUCAAAGUUCAGCGCCAGCAGAAUGCCAGUAUGCGAACAAGUAUUCAAAACGAUCAUCCUUGGAAGUUGCAACAGAUCCAAGAUGCUGCGAAUCAUCUGCAACAAGCCAUAGCUCACAUAGACAACGUAGAUCGUCACUAUCUCUUCAAGACAUCGGAGGAGGUAAUGCACGUGUUGGGGAACAUCCUCGGUUGUCUUCAACGGAGCCGGACAAGUCUAAUUGUUCCCAGGAAGAAAACCAUAGACGAUCUCAUGAAAAGUCGCAACAUGAAAUCGUUAAAUCCGAACUUACCGGAGAACUUGGCCAUCAGUUUUUACAUCCAAAGUUACAAACUUGUGCUCGCCGUGUAUCAACUGGAGAAUGCACACGGUAAUGUCAAGCAUGAGACGCACCAGGCAGAAUGUAGCGUGCCUUGGCUGAAUGACGCCUUAGUCCUCCUCACCAUCGCGUUGCAGCUAUGUCAGAGGCUCAAGGACAAGAUCUGCGUAUUCUCGCAGUACAAAGACUUUACAGUGGGAUCGCGCGUGCCCUCGGCAUUAGAUUUAUAGACAUAAGCUCCGAUGUCUUCGAUUCGCCCACCACUGAAGCGAACUUGAGGAUUUGUCAUCUUUGUGCAUAAUUGGGAUUUUCAUAGUCCGCUCGGCUCCGAUUUGCCCUUCACUUUUGUUUUUACUUUGGCUGAGGAUCACUCCGACGUUUCAUACUUCUCUCGGAUGAAAUAGUUUUCAUCCGAGAUCAUGGCAGGUGCUACUGUAAUAUAUAUAUAUACUUACUCUUCCAGUAUUCCAGAUUUCAUAAGGUGGAGGCAAACUUCGAAGCCGAACAUAACGAAUCCCAUUGUUGAGUGAUUUAUAACGAUAGGAAUGGUCUGAAGAGGGUGGAAAUCAAUUGGAAACUAUGCCAAUUGUUUGUCUAAUUGGACUUAAAAAUCAAAUGGUCAUCUUUUGAAGAUACCUAGACAUAAAGAAGCUUAAAAAGAAAUUAUUACAUCUAACUGGCAUGAUUUCCAAAUGAAUCUCGGCUAGUAGAGUCCCAUUCUCCGAGGUUAAAGUACGCCAAUUAUUUAUGUGCCUAGUUGGACGCUUCAUUCAUCCGCAGUAUUUGCAAUGUUUACAUAAGUAACGAUUAAGUAACACAUUUUAGAUAUCGAGGGCUUAGAGUCGGGUGGGCACUGUACAUAAUAUAAAAUACUGAAAUAUGUAAUCGAAGUAGUUGCUUCGAAUGCCGUGCUCUAAAAUAAUUUCUUACGUAGCCGAACGUUUCCUUAACGGUAUUUAUAUGUCACGAUAUUUUAAAUAGGGACACUGUAGAGCAUAGCAUUACAAGUAACAAUUCCUAGGAAAUAUUCGUAAACUAACCCGAGUCCUGUUGCAAAUAGUCUCCACUCCAUGUUAAGGUGUAACUGGUUUGCAUAAAUCUUGAUACGUGUGCCCUUCUGACUCUAGACUCUGCGAAAAGGUUGGAACGUUAAGUUAUUGUUAAUAGUCGAAUUUACCAUUGGUUAAUAUCGGUUAUGGAUAACAUUCGUGGUGUUACGUCGACGAAUCUGGCAAUUCCUGGAGGAGAGCCUCGACGUAAAACGCGAGAACAACCGGAAAAAUAUGAGAAUGUAAUCGUAGUCUCCUAAGCCACGGUGAUUCUGUAAAUAGCGUUCAUUGAUUUGUUAUCGUUGUCGUCGUCGUUGUCACUUUUAUUGACUGCCACCUGACUUUCGCGUGUGUACAAACGGAUUUCGACUUUACUCGGCCAAGUUGCGAAGGGAGGGCUGGUUGGCAACCCUGACGAGCGUUUCGACCAAUCAGGAGCUUCGGGCCAUGACGUCAUAGGACUCUGAUUGGUCGGCAUGGAAUUGAGUGCAAGGCUGACCAACUGAUUUUUCCUCGUCAGCGAUUAAAGUCUGUCCUAUAACAUGUACGUACACUCGCCUUGAGUCGUAUUCGAGCUGUCAAGCUUACAGCGUUUAUUUAUUGAGUUGACAACUUUCAGAUGUAGAAAGCAAAGGAAAGGAGAAAUUAAGAACCGAAACCGCUUUCCUCGUGAAUCGUUUUUAAGAUCGAAGGUGGUUUUGCCAGUUAAUUCAGUGCUGGAAGGAAAAUGAAAAAUUAGUGGGGAAAUGAGGUUGUGUAACGAAUUGUUUACAUCAAAACUGUGUAAUUGUGACAAACGAUUUGUCGAAGAAGAAAAAAAAGAAGAACGGAAGACUAACAUACGUAUGGAUCGGGGUUAAAACUCUUGAUACGUUUUCAUUGUAUGCCCUUAAGGGAAGAAUAAGGGUCUUCUCGCGAGCCGAUACAAAGCUGUAUUUGGAUUAAGAGUUAAUAAAAGCUCCCUUUGCAAUAGAGGAUGCAAACCAUUGGUUCAGAGCCAAGGGAGGAAAAUGACAAUAUUAUCUUUGGGACUUCCUCGAUUUUUCUCAAAGAUUCUUCUCAAAGCUGGGUGCGGGUACUGUUUUAUUCACUCGUUAUUAUAAAUUCAUGUUCUGUGAGCUGUGUUAAUCGGAGUGAAGAAUUUCUCUAAAUUAGUGGAUAAAACAGUGCUUUGAUGUCGCUUUGAAAAUUGAAUACGGCUUUGCUUUCUGCGAGCCAGAACUUACCAAUUUGCGUGCCUGUUUCAAAAUACGCUGUUUCUCGUUAUGAGAAGAAGAAUAUACUGGAUUCGUACUUCUGCAUGGAUGUAUACAUUUAUCUGUGUACACGUAGAAUUGCGUCGCCCCUGUUUCGAAGCAAUAACUCGUACACGUGUACGCGUAUACGUAUAACAAAAAUAAAUCUGUUCACAAGUUA
Molecule: messenger RNA, 3242 nt
Organism: Orussus abietinus
Lineage: Eukaryota; Metazoa; Arthropoda; Insecta; Hymenoptera; Orussidae
Gene: rogdi
Product: protein rogdi
Exons: 6
Coding region: 246-1007 (253 amino acids)
Cellular component (GO): RAVE complex
Source: RefSeq, a predicted model, not a curated record